This is a messenger RNA of Daucus carota subsp. sativus, 1121 nucleotides long. RefSeq names its product probable prolyl 4-hydroxylase 4. Gene Ontology annotation, molecular function: procollagen-proline 4-dioxygenase activity; L-ascorbic acid binding; iron ion binding. Bases 98 to 976 code for a protein of 292 amino acids. The record is from RefSeq and is a predicted model, not a curated record. NCBI's taxonomy places the organism in Eukaryota, Viridiplantae, Streptophyta, Magnoliopsida, Apiales, Apiaceae. Gene Ontology annotation, cellular component: endoplasmic reticulum. Gene Ontology annotation, biological process: peptidyl-proline hydroxylation to 4-hydroxy-L-proline. The transcript has 7 exons.
ACAACACACACAUGCAAUGCUUCUCGUGAUCAGUUUUGGUUAUUUGACUCAAUUUCUGUACUACUUAAAAUUUUAAUUAUAAGUAAAUACUAAAAUCAUGAAAAAAAUUUCGAAGAUAUUAGUGAUCUUCAUUUCCAUCUUGUCAAUUAUUUGGAAAUGUUCGAGCUUCGCUGUUAUAAAUCCUUCAAAAGUGAAGCAAAUCUCUUGGAAACCCAGAGCUUUUGUGUAUCAAGGUUUUCUUACUAAUGAGGAAUGCGAUCAUUUGAUCUCUAUUGCGAAGCCGGGUUUGAAGAGAUCAUCUGUUGCAGAUAAUCUAUCUGGAGAGAGUAAACAUAGUGAGGUCCGAACUAGCUCAGGAGUGUUCAUACGCAGGGAAAAUGAUCCAGUUGUUGCUGACAUAGAAGAAAAGAUUGAAACCUGGAGUUUCCUGCCUAAAGAAAAUGGAGAAGACAUUCAAGUUUUAAGAUACGAGCAUGGGCAAAAAUAUGACCCCCACUAUGAUUUCUUCUUGGAUAAGGUUAAUAGUGCAAAGGGUGGUCAUCGAAUAGCAACUGUACUCAUGUAUCUCUCUGACGUUGAAAAAGGUGGUGAAACUGUAUUUCCCAAGGCAGAGGAAUCUUCGCGUCUCAAAUCAUCUAUAGAUGCUAAUUUAUCAGAGUGCGGCCAAAAGGGUGUUGCAGUAAAACCACGAAAGGGAGAUGCACUUCUUUUCUUCAAUCUCCAUCCAAAGGCAAUUCCGGACCUUCAAAGUCUGCAUGCAGGUUGCCCAGUAAUUGAAGGCGAAAAGUGGUCAGCAACAAAAUGGAUUCAUGUUGACUCCACUGACAAGACCUUAGGAGCUGAUGCAAACUGCACAGAUGAGAAUGACCAUUGUGCGUUGUGGGCAGCUCUCGGGGAGUGCCAGAACAACCCUGAGUACAUGGGGGGAACUGAAGAACAACCAGGAUACUGUAGAAGAAGUUGUAAGUUAUGUUAGUCUCUCGGCUACUCAUUACCAUUUCAAUCUACUACUUUUUCGAGUAAUAUUUUUUGGUUCAAACAUUUAUGCUAAGAUUUACAUAAACAAGUAUUUAUAAUUUAGCGUACAUUUGUUAAUGUAGCAAGCCUACUUCUUUUGAAUG